Messenger RNA from Osmia bicornis bicornis, 1224 nucleotides. RefSeq lists its product as uncharacterized. The coding region runs from base 1 to 1224 and encodes 407 amino acids. The transcript has 3 exons. The record is from RefSeq and is a predicted model, not a curated record. Lineage: Eukaryota; Metazoa; Arthropoda; Insecta; Hymenoptera; Megachilidae.
AUGUUGGCGAAAUUCCCCAAGUCUACGCAGAACGACGAAGGUGGCAACGAAAAGUCUUCAGUAAAUCAGCUUAGACUCAGACGAAAACGCUCCUCAUUGGAUGUCCACGGAGUUGGUGGAGCAAGGACCUCGCAGACUAAUGGAGUGGUCAAUAUUACCCUCCAUUCCAACUACAGACCACUUUCAGUCACCGUUCAAGCACACGUGCUCACAAAGGUGACUACUUGCUUGCCAUCGGAACCACCAUCUCAGUCAACGCUACCAUCGCAUUUGGAGGAAUUGAAUCUCGCAGAUCCUCAAUUUCUCGUAUCCAGACCGGUGGACAUCAUUCUCGGAGCCGACGCAUACGGGCAAGUCAUCAAGCCAAACAUUAUUCGCAACAUUUCAACACCGUUGAUCGCUGAACUUUCGAUCUUCGAUUGGUUCGUAAUCGGGCUCCUCGAGGGCACUCAGACUGAUCGCCCGUUGAGUGAGUUACUCAGCCGCUUCUGGACGCAGGAAGAGCCACCGCAGAACACGGCACCCUUGCUCACCCCAGACAAGCAAGAGUGCGAAGAUCAUUUCAAGACCACGCAUUCAAGAGACUCCGCAGGAAGAUACAUCGUGCGAUUGCCGCUCAAACUUCAUCCUCGAGCACUUGGCAAUUCGUAUCAGACCGCGCACAAUUGCCUUCAACGGACUCUCAGACGACUCAGUAAGGGCGCCCAGUACAAUCAGCUGUACACCAAGUUCAUGCUCGAGUAUGAGCAACUUGGUCAUAUGGUAAGACUGAACAACGACUCAAUAACUAGUACGUUUCAGUACUUUCUUCUGCAUCAUGGCGUUAUGAAGUUGGGCAGCACGAUCACCGCAUUGCGUGUGGUGUUCAACGGCUCCAAUCUAACUUCUUCAGGAUACUCGCUGAACGAUCUUCUACACACUGGUCCAAAUCUGAUGCUGAACAUCACAGAUCUGCUCAUUUGGAUACGCAGAUACAAACAUCUGUUUGCAUCUGAAGUCACGAAGAUGUACCGACAAAUCAAGGUGCAUCCAGAUGACUGGAGCUUGCAGCAGAUACUCUGGCUUGAUGACACGCAGAAGGAAACGCAGUACCAGCUGACCACGGUCACUUACGGGACGAAAGCUGCACCAGGUGGGAAUGCAUUACGCAGACCCGCGCAGCAUGUUGCGGAAGUACUGUGGGACUCUCCCUCCAGCAAUUAUACCGAAGGGCCUACCCACUAA